AUGAUUUCAUCUAAUUAGAUAUUGAUUUAUUGUUCGAAUCUAGAUCACAAAAACUGCGUUUAAUAGGUUUGCUUUAAUCUUUCUUGCAAAAUAGGAAGAUUAUAAUGUGUGUAAUGCAUUAAAAAUGAAGAACACUCUUCACAUCCUGAAGAUUAAUAUGAGAUUGAAGAUAUGGUAAAAUAUAUUUAAGAGAUUCAAACUAAAUGUGAUGAACUAGUUGAUAAGUUAAGUUCAUAUGUUUAGCUGAUAGAAGUUGAACUUAAUAUAUUGAAAUAAGGUUUAUUAAAUAAAUAUCAAAUCCCAAUUCAUAAAUUAAAUAAGUUAAAGAAUAUAUAAAUCAAUGUUGCUUUCGAUGAAAUGCUGAAAUUUUAAGAAUCAACAAGCUUAAUAACAUAAAAUUUAGAAAAAUUUACUAAUGAAUUCAUAAAUGAAUUAAAAAGGAAUUAUAAUGAGUUAAGAUUAAAUGAAUUAAACUAUUUAGAAUUAGAUAAAAAAGAGCUUUAAGAAGCAGAAUAAUUAUAUAAAUAAGGUAUUUCAAUUAAUAAAUUUGAGGUUAUACUCUACGAAGCUCUAAUAAGUAUGAGGAAGCACUCAAAUUCUUAGAUUAAUCAAUAGCUUUAAAUCCAAAUCAUUUGCUUGCAUUAUCUUGUAAAGGUAUGAUAUUAUUAUAAAUUGUAGCUUAUUGUUUAAGAAUGCUUAGUAAAUUUAAUGAAGCAAUUAUCUGGGCUGACAAGGCAUUAGCGUUAGAUCCAAAACAUUUAAAUACAAUAUAUGUUAAAGGUAAAAUUAAGUUAAUUUUAGCACGAUCAUUAUAUUGUCAACUAAAAUACACUUAAGCAAUUAAAUGGGCAGAUAUAGGAUUAUAGAUAGAUCCUAAUCAUUAGAACUUUUAUGAUACAAAAGGUUUCUUUAUAAAUUAUAAUUUAGUGAGGAGUUUAAUUUUAAUAGGUUAAAAUCAUGAAGCAAUAACUAUGAUCAAUAAAAUUUUAUCCAUUAACCCUGAAGAUGCAAACUUUUUAAAGUUAAAGGUUGGUUGA
Paramecium primaurelia is the source of this 1037-nucleotide messenger RNA. NCBI's taxonomy places the organism in Eukaryota, Ciliophora, Oligohymenophorea, Peniculida, Parameciidae. The record is from the annotation of a GenBank genome assembly.